UUCCUCACGUAGACAAAUCAGUAUCGAUUUAAACAUGCCAAAUAAGAAUAUUGAAUCAGAUGAAACUGACAUCUAUAAAAGCCCGCACGAAAUCCAGAUUGCCCCAGUACUGAAAUCUGUCUCAAUUGCAAACUAUUCAACAUGAGGAUUCAAUUAUUUACUUGGUUAGUGAUGGCUGCCGUGCUGCUCGUAGUCGCUUCCGCUGGGAAUAUUCCUUAUUCCGCUUUGACUUACAAGCAAAACAAACACGCGGCUAAACCCUCCAACUUCAAGUUUCCGAGUGAUGACGUGUAUUCUACUGGUUAUCGCCGUAUUUUCCACCCAGACGGCCGUAUUCAAAUCGUCAGCUAUGUCACUGAUGCAAAACACGAGAGCGAGAGGAAAUACCAAGAAAACAGACCCGUAGCUGCUUACCCUGCUCCAGCCUAUCGAGCUCCUCCAACAACUCCACGGCCAUACGUUACAACCACAUCUGCACCAUUUUACCCGGCUCCCAUUUCUCACGUCGUCAUUUCUCCGCCUUACGGUCAGACCGUCGACUUUUCUUCGCCCUAUGAUGAUCCCACUUAUGUCACCUCUAACGUCGAUCUUUCCACGCUAUUUCGGGAAACCGCUUCGAGAAAAUUUCUUCGCCAUUAAUAUAAGCGUUUGCGAUAAGUUAAUGUUAAAGUAAUGGAAAAAUAUUAAUAAUAAUAAAGCGUGCAUUGUCAA
Messenger RNA from Daphnia pulicaria, 711 nucleotides. RefSeq lists its product as uncharacterized. The transcript is spliced from 2 exons. Bases 142 to 639 code for a protein of 165 amino acids. NCBI's taxonomy places the organism in Eukaryota, Metazoa, Arthropoda, Branchiopoda, Diplostraca, Daphniidae. The record is from RefSeq and is a predicted model, not a curated record.